Molecule: messenger RNA, 1222 nt
Organism: Sorex araneus (European shrew)
Lineage: Eukaryota; Metazoa; Chordata; Mammalia; Eulipotyphla; Soricidae
Product: amine sulfotransferase-like
Exons: 7
Coding region: 119-994 (291 amino acids)
Biological process (GO): sulfation
Cellular component (GO): cytoplasm
Molecular function (GO): sulfotransferase activity
Source: RefSeq, a predicted model, not a curated record
UCUGCAUUGAGUAUUUAUAUCUCUGCAAUGCAUCAAUUCCUAUAUUCUUAAAUUUCAUUGGAAGUAGACUUUGCUUCAAUAGAUCUGCAAACAGUGAGUAAUAAAAGGGUGAAUAAUUAUGGACAAUGAUGAGCAUUUACUACACUUUAAAGGCUAUAAUUUUGAACGAUCCACUGUUGAUAUUGACUUACUAGAGAAUCUAGAGGAUUUUGAAAUUAGAGAUGAUGAUGUCUUCAUAGUUACAUACCCCAAAUCUGGUACUAUCUGGACUCAGCAGAUAUUAAGUUUGAUAUAUUUUGAGAAAUAUCGUAAGCAAACUGAAAAUAUGGAAACAACUGACUUAGCUCCCUUCCUAGAAUACAACUUACGCAAGGUGGACUACACCAAGAGACCAUCCCCUCGCAUUUUCUCUUCUCAUCUGCCAUAUUAUUUAGUACCAAAUGGUCUCAAGAACAAAAGAGCUAAAAUUGUUUACAUGUACAGAAACCCCAAGGAUGUUAUUACCUCAUAUUUUCAUUUUUCAAAUUUGGUGGUUUUACUCAGGGGAUAUGAAAAUAUGGAUGCUUUCAUGCAAAAUUUUCUAGAUGGAAAAGUUGUAGGAAGCAUUUGGUUUGAUCACGUCAGAGGCUGGUAUGAACACAGACAAAAAUUUAAUAUUCUGUUUUUGUCAUAUGAAGAGAUGAAGAAGGAUCUCAAAAGUGCUGUGCAAAAAGUCUGCGACUUCCUUGGGAAAGAACUCAGUGAAGAUGAUGUGGAUGCUGUUGUGAGACAAUCUACAUUUAAGAAUAUGAAAUCUGAUUCACGAGCAAAUUAUGAUAAUAAACUCAAAAAUGAAGUUGGGAUAAAAAGUGAUGGCCAUUUUCUACGCAAAGGUACCAUUGGUGAUUGGAAAAACUAUUUCACUGUGGCGCAAAGUGAAAGAUUUGACAUGAUAUUCCAAAGGAAGAUGAAAGACAUACCAUUGAAGUUCAUCUGGGACAUAAAUGAGGAGUAGAAUCAGUGCAAAAGAAUCAUGUAACAAUCUAUCAAAGAACUCAUUUUAGAUAUUUUUAAAAUUGUGCUUCCCAUAAAAAUAAGACGUAAAAGUUGAUUACUAAAAAUGAAUAUUCACUUCAUGAAUAUGCUGCCUGUCUGAUUUAUAGUGAAACUUUAAAAAUGUAAAGUACUUGGAAGAUUCUGCGUAUAAUUAUCUUGUACAAUAAAGAGGUGUGGGAAACUUUUA